AUGGCCGGAAAGGAGGGAGUAAAACCAUCUAGACAGAAGGGCACCCCAGCAGGAAGACCGAAACCAAUCAAGAAAAAGGAAGCAUUGAGCUGGAGCAAACUGGUUAUAAUUAGCGCCGUACUCGCUGUGGUGUCGUACUUCACAUAUACGGAGAUCAUCAAUCCUUCACGUCAUCUGCGCAAGCUUCAGCCGCCAAUCAGCGGGCUAAGUAUUGAUCGUAAAAAAUGGGGUUCUUAUCGACCACAUACGUACUUCGGAUUGCGGACAAAGGACCCACGUUCUCCCCUCUUCGGAAUAAUGUGGUAUCAACAACCAAAUGUUUUGCAAGCCCCACACAUGAGGCAUUGGUGUGAUCAGGGAGAUGGCCUGAAAAGUUAUGGAUGGUACGCAGCAGACGGUCGCACUUUUGGUCGCGAAAAUGUAACCGAGCGUACCGGUCAGCUGAGUUUCGACUGGAUUAAUGAUGCAGACACGUGGACUGCUCGAGUGCGAAUUGAACCAAGGACGAGAUAUACAGUCAUACUUUAUAUGGCGGCACAGGAAUCACAAUCGAAAUUCCGCUUAGGAAAUCACUUGAGGGAUCCCAUUACUGGAAAGACAUUGCUGUUUGGCGAUAUCAAACUCAUGAUAAAUGUGAAAAAUGAAAAUGAAGUUCUUCAUUCGACUUUGAUUUGGGAUGAUGAUGUGCAUCUGGAUCAUUUGAACGAACUCAUACUCAUGAAUACGCGUGCUCUAGAGUCAGAUUCCGGCCUUGUUUACCAGUUAGGACAACAGAAGCCAUUCCAUGAGGGCCGUUUUGUUGCCGUCCAGUUUAACAUCAAAACGAAAAUGGAGAUGGAAAUUGCCUUCAGCACGCGGAAUCAUCACGCCAAAACCGGAUCGCAAUUUACGAAGGAGCUCUCCAAACGGGAAGAGCAAUUCAAUCAGCGCUUCGAGCAGAGUUUCAAUUUAAAAGGCAAGGGUUACUCCGACAUUGAAGUCAAAAUGGCUAAGGUAGCCCUAUCAAAUAUGCUUGGAGGUAUUGGUUAUUGGCAUGGAUACAACAAAUUCGGCGAUAUCGCUCUCUUUCAUCUCUUUACCUCAUUCCAGGUCCAUGUUGGUGGCGAAACCAUUUUACCUUAUGGACCUCACGAGCUGUUUUCGGCGGUUCCUUCUCGAUCUUUUUUCCCACGCGGAUUCCUUUGGGAUGAAGGUUUUCACAAUAUGUUGAUCCGUAGAUAUGAUCCUGAAUUGAGCCUUGAGAUUCUUGUGUCUUGGCUGAAUACAAUGAGUGAAGACGGAUGGAUACCGCGAGAAAUGAUUCUGGGAGCUGAAGCAGAAGCAAAAGUGAGGAUUUGUUAUUGUUUUACGCUGUCGCGUGCGUCACAUGUGAAUCCAGCGAUAUUGAACAGGACAAUUAAAAUAUCGACCAUAGUCCUGCCCAACCCGGUGCAUAAUCCGACCACUGUAAAGACUUGA
Ostertagia ostertagi is the source of this 1458-nucleotide messenger RNA. The record is from the annotation of a GenBank genome assembly. NCBI's taxonomy places the organism in Eukaryota, Metazoa, Nematoda, Chromadorea, Rhabditida, Trichostrongylidae.